Molecule: messenger RNA, 1309 nt
Organism: Mytilus trossulus (common blue mussel)
Lineage: Eukaryota; Metazoa; Mollusca; Bivalvia; Mytilida; Mytilidae
Exons: 3
Coding region: 256-750 (164 amino acids)
Source: RefSeq, a predicted model, not a curated record
AUUACGAUAGUUGAUUUACCCUCGCAAUUUAUUGUCUGUUGUCUUUUUCGACAACACUUACUAACUGGAUAUUCGUGGAAUAAGUUAAUUGUCCACUCAGAUACAACUUUUCCCCUCUACUACGUCUCAUUGAAAUAGUUGCAGGAAUAUAAACUACUUAUUAUUCUAUUUAUACCCAGUCAAAAGGUAUACAUUACUGAACAAAAUCAUUCAGGUAUUUAACCUAUUUUGUGCGGACGCCAUCAAUAUCUGACAAUGGGGUUGUUGGACGGUUUAUCAAAAUUUGCUCUUGUAUCAGCAAUUUUGACUGCUAUUGGAUUUAUUGUACAUUUGAUCGGUUACGGCGCACCGUACUGGGUUAAGGAAGGAAAUGGUCAUUCUGGAAUUUGGAAAUCAUGUUAUGGCAGCAUUUGUUCUGACUUUGUUGGUAGUGGAUAUAAUCCAGAAUGGUUAGAGGCAGUGGAAGCCUUCGAAACACUUGCCUUUCUUGCAAUACUUGGUGCACUCAUCGUUAUGGGACUAAAAUUAACAGUCAUGAAAGAGCAGAAGAUAUUUUCCAUUUUCAUCUGUUUGCUGCAGUUUGCGUCAGUCGGGGGUAUCCUUCUUGGUGUGAUUAUAUAUGGUGCUAAAUUUCCAUCAUCUAGCUAUGGAUUCGCGUUUGUUUUUGAGAUAUUAGCUUCGAUCAUUAUUCUUGUCGCUGGAGUCUUCAGUUUUUUGGAUUGGAGAGGUGCUUCUCAACCUGCAGUAUAAACAGUAGUGCAAGCAAAUCAAGCAUUUUAAAUUGCAUUUUAUAAUAUUGCUACUGAACAUCUAUGUAUAUUGUUAUUUAGCUUCCGAGUACUUGUAUAGUGUUAUAAAAUUUAUAGGUUUUAGAUAUGUUUAGUAUAUGUAUAUGAUAGAAAUAUUCAUCCACUAACCAUGACUGUUUUACUUAAUAUUUCAACAAUUAUUUCGUUUAAAAUGCACAGUGAACAAUAGGAUUGUUUUCAACAUAACUUAUCCGUUGGUCGAGGCUGCAGUCCUGCAAGAGAGUUGUUUUUCCUUAUUUUAUCAUUGAAGAGAACUGGAACAUUAGCAUAUUUUGAAAAAUGUAUUUUUGUUAUUGGCUGUGAAUUUAAAUGGAAGACCCACGAAAGCCCAUAAAAGAAAGAAUUUUGAUUAUCCUUCAUGUCGGUUAAAUCACUGUUCUAAGAAUUGAUGUAGCGAAACUUUUAUAUUUAUGUAAUACGUACAUUGUAAAAGACUAACAACUUUAAAAUCAGUUAAUCAUAUUAUCAUUACUAUGUUCAUAAACAUUUAUGAAACAUGA